CGAGAGGAGCACAACGGACGUAUUUUCGCUUCGCUCAGCGGGUCUCUCAGCAUGAAGGAGGUGAAGAGCGAGCGGGAGCGGGGGAGCCGGCGACGGCACCGGGACGGGGACAUGGUGGCGGCGGCGGCGGCCGUGGUGGUGAAGCAAGAGCGACUCAGCCCGGAAGCAGCGCCCCCCGCCCACCGCCGUCCGGACUCCGCCGGCGGGAGCCCGUCCCCGCCGGCCGGCGAGCCAGGCCGCCCGGGUCACCGCGGGAACCGAGCCCGAGGAGGUAGCCGGUCCCCAGCCAAAAAGAAAAACAAGUCCUCAGGGAGAAGAAGCAAGUCUCCUAGGAGUAAGAGAAGCCGAAGUCCUCACCACUCAACAGUCAAAGUGAAGCAGGAACGUGAGGAUCAUCCCCGGAGAGGCCGGGAGGAUCGGCAGCACCGGGAACCUUCAGGACAGGAACACAGGCGAGCCAGGAACAGUGACCGAGACAGACACAGGGGCCAUUCCCACCAGAGGAGAACCUCAAACGAGAGGCCCGGGAGUGGGCAGGCUCAGGGACGGGAUCGGGACAUUCAGAACCUGCAGGCUCAGGAAGCAGAGCGGGAGUUUUAUAAUGCCCGGCGGCGGGAGCAUCGCCAGAAGAAUGAAGCUAGCGCGGGUGGUAAUGAGUCUCAGGAGUUGGUUCCUCGACCUGGUGGCAACAACAAAGACAAAGAGGUGCCUGUUAAAGAAAAGCCAAGCUUUGAACUUUCGGGGGCACUUCUCGAGGACACCAACACAUUCCGGGGUGUAGUCAUUAAAUACAGCGAGCCCCCAGAAGCACGUAUCCCAAAAAAACGGUGGCGUCUCUACCCAUUUAAAAAUGAUGAGGUGCUUCCAGUCAUGUACAUCCAUCGACAAAGCGCUUACCUCCUGGGCCGGCACCGCCGCAUCGCAGACAUUCCCAUCGACCAUCCCUCCUGUUCCAAGCAGCACGCGGUCUUUCAGUAUCGGCUCGUGGAAUACACUCGUGCUGAUGGGACAGUUGGCCGCAGAGUGAAGCCCUACAUCAUUGACCUUGGCUCAGGCAAUGGAACGUUUUUGAACAACAAGCGCAUUGAGCCACAGAGAUACUAUGAACUGAAGGAAAAGGAUGUACUUAAAUUUGGGUUCAGCAGCAGAGAGUAUGUUCUGCUUCAUGAGUCCUCUGACACCUCUGAAGUAGACAGGAAAGAAGAUGAGGAUGACGAGGAGGAGGAGGAAGUAUCUGACAGCUAGCAAACUAAGAAACAACCCAAACUCUUGAGAGACCUUUUCUUUCUUCAAAGGCUUUGGGAUUGACUGAAAGAGCACCGUGGUGCUCUCUGUAAUGCCUCUUAUUGCCUUAAGUCUUUCCUCUGUUGCUGACCAGCUUAUGUUACAGUGUAAGAAAACUGACUUCUGUUUGGUUGGCCUUUUUUCUGUGGCACAUCAACCACAUGCCUAUGGGCAUUUAUUUUCAGAACAGUCUCACCAACACAUCGUGUUUUAGUAGAAGCGUUGUGGCUUUAGUUGGUGCUUUCAGAACUGCUGCCUAGGAAACUAUAAUCCCUUGGUUAAAGGUGAACUGUGGUUUGUUCUCUUUGUACAGUUUAUUUAUAUAGUCGUUAGGCUUUGCAGACUGGGUUUGUUUUUGUUUUUGUGGCAAACCCCUGAACAGAGAAUCUUCCUAAGCUUUGGUUAUCACCAAAACAGCCUCCAGUAUAUACCAAAGCUUUGCCCUGGUUGAGCUCUUGAGUCACAGAGGUUGAUUUUGCACUUCGUUUUUGGGGGGUGGGAAUUUACUACAUGACCUCAUUGUUGCCUGUUGGACUUAAACAGAUGCUUUAUGGAGCCUGCUUAAGCAUAUGACUGUACAGGAAGAUCAUGGCUACUGCCAGUGGGUGCUGAUUUAAUGUCACGAGAGGCUGAAAUGGGUCAUGGAUCUGUUUCCUAUGAGAGAAUUCUGAUUUCUCCAUGGCGCAUGUACAUAACAAUUUUGAUCAUCUUAUCUGUUCUUCAACUUUACAUUUUUAUUCAAAUAUCAUCUCCUUUCUUCUUUUUUUAAGAAACACACUAUCAUUUAUGUGGCAGGGUCCUUGCUUUAUUCUAACAAUAUGUGUAUAUGUCUAAAGGAGAUUGUGUAGUUUACAUGUUUCAUCUUUUUAAAGAACGUUAAGAGAGGUUGUAUUUCCCUUCCCAAGGCUAGAAAGCAUGGGAAUUGCCCAGUUUCCUAAUUUUCCACCAGAGGAAUAUUUGUAAGUAGAAAAGUCAUAACUACUUACAUAUAUUAUGUGUGUGUGUGUGUAUACAUAUAUAAAAUUGUGUGUGAAGAGCUGCAUACUGAUUUUCGUAUGAGAAUGUUUUGUGGUUGUAAAUGUAAUUCUACGUUAUAGGCAAAGGCCUCCUUGCAUUUGAAGAGCAGGUUUUCAUUUAUAUGUAUUUUUGAGAUAAAAAAUAAUAAAAUUUGUAAAUAUA
Molecule: messenger RNA, 2463 nt
Organism: Diceros bicornis minor
Lineage: Eukaryota; Metazoa; Chordata; Mammalia; Perissodactyla; Rhinocerotidae
Gene: SNIP1
Product: Smad nuclear interacting protein 1
Exons: 4
Coding region: 52-1245 (397 amino acids)
Biological process (GO): miRNA processing
Cellular component (GO): nucleus
Molecular function (GO): mRNA binding; protein binding
Source: RefSeq, a predicted model, not a curated record